UCUUCCUGGAAUCUACCCUGAAUCACAGCUUUCCAUGAUCCUGCACCCAUGGUGAUCUUCCUGGUGAAAAUCUUCUCCCAGGAUCCUAUCAUGGAGAUCUGCUCCCCUCCUGGUGAUCUGAUCUGGGAUCACAUGUCUAAUUUGAUAAAGGAUCUGUUCAUGGGAUCCCACCACCCUCUGACUAGCAGAUAUCUUGGAUCCCGUACCCACAGUGAUCUAGCAAAGGAGGGCUCUCUUUCCUUCUGGAACUCAUCCCAGGGAAGGUAAUGCAGUGACUUCCCCCAGAGCUCCUGGAAGCCAGUGGGUCGGAACAGGCCUUGGAAUGAGCUGGAUGCAGUGCGAUGAGCUGGAGAGGAGCUCACUGGGGCUCUAGGAAACAGAAUCCCAGAGUUGAAAAGGAUUUCAGAGGCUGCCUUAUCCACCCUGCACCUGAGCAAGGAGCGUCUCCAGCAACUGGAAGGCUGAGGAGGGAAGCCUAGUGCUUCCUGAGGCUGCCCAUUCCUCUUGGAGUAGCAGCAGCUCUAAGGAAGUCUUUCCUUUAACUCCCCCUCACCCCAAGUUCUGCCUCUUGGGCCCAGCAGAGCAAGCCUUCUCCUUCUUUCAUAGGAUAAUCUUUCCAAUACCUAAAAGAUAGGUCUCACGUCUUCCUAAAGUCCUAAGCAUUGCUAAAUCUUUCAAAGGAGGCCCUUCUCCAUCUUUUUCACCUGGAAAGACAUAAACCAUGCCCUCGCUUUCCCUUUGGAAACCUUGAGGCUCCUUCUGAAGAAAGCCCAGAGGAUUGGGGUCAGGACUGGGGGCAAAUGAGGGGCCAUCACAGCACUGCACCCCAGCUUGAAUGGCACCACUGCCUAUUGGAGCACAGCCUAAGGGUCACCUGUCCCCUGUCCUUCAGGGGCCCAAUAAUCUGUGGGUUGGCCUUUCUCCUGCCCCCCCUCCAGGCCUCUAAGCUGACACAGCUGUCUGGGAGCAUCAGCCUCCAGGGCAUAAGAGGCUCAGGCUGGGGCUAAAGCUACAGAAUGCCUUAACCCUCCCUGAUACUACCAGCCUGCCCUCUUAACCAAUUUGUGGCCAAUUAGUGUAAUUGGGAGACUUGUAAAGAUGAAGCUCGUUAAUGUUUUAAAGUGAUGAAGCAAUUAGGGGCCUCGCAAGGAGGGUAAUUAUGGAGGGGGCUCCCCCUCCCUCUCCCAGCCUGCUCUGAUCUCCACCACUAUCUCCACUGUCAGCCUGGACAUACUGGCAAGGGCUAUUGUGGAUACAGAAGGUCAGAGCAAGAAAGGGAGACAGUCGAAAUCACAUAGGCCUGCUUUUAUAAAGAAGGAAACUGAGGUCAAAGGAAGAAGACGCGAGAGCCUGGGCUUGCAUGCUAGAACUAAACCCCAGGUCUCCUGACUCACAGCCCAGUGCAUGCUACCCAAGUCCAAGCUUCCUCCUUCAGGAGGAUGGCAUGGUGGUCAGACCUGGGUUUGAAUGCUGCCCUGAUAAUCUGUUAGCUAUGUGACCUAGAGCUCUUUCUGGAUGUCAGCUUCUUCAUGAGUCAAAUGGGGAUAAUAACACCACCUGUCACGAUCCACACCACAGGUUGGUUGUUGGGGAAAUCUUUUACAAACCUUCAAACCUGUUUAUUCUUCAACCGACAAGUGUUUUACAAUGCUGGCUGUCAGGCAGUGCUGAGCAGUGGAGAAGUAAAGAUAGAAGCGGCCUUAGGCACCUGGGUUUGCUCUUUGGGGUAGUUGGAGGCCUGGAUCUGGGGUGGAGACACAUAAUGGAGGUAGGCAAACAAUUACCUAGGUUUCUCUUUGGCCUUGCACUAUAGGAGGGUAACUCCCAAAUAUCUGGGUCCCAGACCCUAAGCCCAUCUCUCCAGAGUCUCUCCCUGUCCUCCCUGUCCAAAUCUUGGGGAGGCUGCUGGAGUCAUCUGUGGUCUCAGUGGGAGGUAGUGAAUGCAGCCUCUCAAGGCGGUUGGGGGUCGGGAGAUGUCAGGAUCUCUGAAUCUGCCUCUUGGCCUAGCUACUAACUCGUCAGUGACCUUAGGUGAAUCUCUGUGGCCUCAGUUUCCUCCUCUGUAAAGUGUGACUGCUUCACAUAAAGUCCUCCUUGCCUUCUCUAACUUCCCUUGGGGUUAAUGCCUCAUCCUUCGAGUCAUGCAAGCACCCUAGCUUCUCCAAGGCCAGAUGAGCGGAGCACAAACUCUGGUGAGUCGUGUUGAGAAGGAAAGGCAGUGAUGGACCAUGCCAGACCAUCCUGGCUACAUUCAGAGAGGUGCAGUAUGGUGGCUUCAGGGGGAUGAAAUGUGUCGGCUCAGCAAGUCUUGAAGACCAUCUAUCCAUGGUGAUCUGCUUUAGGUCCUUGGACGACUGAGGUUCAGGAACCCUGGGCUCUGAUCUCAUAGAAAGGAUUCCUAGUCACAGACCAGCCCUUUCCAACUCUGAGAUACUGUGAUUGACAUGCUCCCUAAUGGCUUUCCAUCCAUUAGUCAGAGGGACUGGAGGCACAAUGGAGGAAGUCUGCCCCUCUCCUCUAGUCUCCCACCUGUCUUAUAUCACUCUAUAAGCUGCCUGUCUACCAGGACUUCCCCUUUGUCCAUUCUACUCAGUUAACCACUUCCCCCACCCCCUACCACCUUCUAGACCCAGGGGGACAUCAAGGGGUAGCAGCUGUCUGUCAUCCUUAAAGGGGAAGGCCUCCCAAUUAAUCACUGGCUCUAAUCUCUCUUCCAGUUCUCCUCCCAUUGCUUUCUAGUCUGUAAGGGCUUAAGACAGGGGUCUGUAAAGAUCUGCAGAGACAGGUGGGUGUCCCAGGGAGGAAGACUUGACUGGAAGAGCCCCCUGUUCCUGGUGAGUGCCAUGUGGCUAAGGGGGUGGCUGAGACGGGAUAGAGGUGGGAAGAAUCGGGUGGCUGGCAGGAAGUAGUGUCAAGGGGAUGGUUUGAGGGGACCCGGUGGAGUCAGGAUCCCCAACAAUGUGCCCCCCUGAAGACAACCCUGAGAGAAAGACAGACAAUGGACACACAGGGAAAACAGAUUGAGCCAGAUAGAGACAAAGAAUUAGAAAGCAAAAUGGAGACAGAUAUUUGGUGGCAAAGAAAGCCUGGGAGCCAGAACACCUGAGUUCUAGCGCUGUGGAAGAGGGAGCAAAUAUCUGCUUUUAGAAUCACAAGAUCUCAGGGGCAGACAGGGUUUCAGAAGGCAUCUACUCCAAGCCUUUCCAUUCUUAGAAAAGUUGUCAUCCAGUCUAUAACUGAAAAGCUCCGGUAACAGCCACUUCCGGGGGCUUCCCAUUCUGCUUUUGAGCAGCCCUGAUUUAUAGGAGAUAUUUUCUUUUAUUGAACCAAAAUCAGCUUCCUUCCACCCUCACCCUGUGGCUUCUUUCCUUUAUUUCUUCCCUUUGUGGCCAUAAAGAACAAGCUUAAUUCCUUUCCCACAUAGCCCUUCAAGUAAUUGAAAACAAUUAGCGUAUGUCCCCUGAGUCUUCUUUCUCCAGGCUAGAUGUCCCCAGGUCCAUUAAUUUCUCGUGUUUUCCAGUGCCCUUCCAUCCCAGCUGCCCUCCUUUGGAAAUGUUCUGGUUUAUCAGUGUCCUUCAGAUGUUGCCCCAGAACCACGAAGACGAGGUGGGGCAAUGUUUCUGAGCAAGUGUGAGGGGGAGCCAGCUGAGGGAAGGCCCCCAGGCUCCUUGGAAGCAGAAGAGGCCCCCAAGAAGAAACACAGGAGGAACCGCACGACCUUUACGACCUUCCAGCUGCAUCAGCUAGAGAGGGCCUUUGAGCGCUCCCACUACCCUGAUGUCUACAGCCGAGAGGAGCUGGCCACACAGGUCAACCUUCCUGAGGUUCGGGUGCAGGUCUGGUUCCAGAAUCGUCGGGCCAAAUGGCGAAGGCAAGAGAAGCUGGAGGCCAGCUCCACAGCAGCAGUAGCAGCAGCAGCAGCUGCCACCAAACUUCCCGAGGCCCCCAUGCUGGCCUUUUCUCGGCCUCCCCCAGCUGCCUCACUCCCCCUGGACCCUUGGCUGACUUCAGGUCCCCCAGCCAUGCAUGCCUUCCCAGGCUUCCUGGGACCAAGGCCUGGUCUACAACCCACCUAUGGGCCUCACGCCUUCCUCCAUACCUCCUCAGGACCCCCUCCUUUUGGGGAGGCCUUUGGCCCCCUGGCAGAAGCUGGGGAUGCCCACGCUCGAAGCUCCAGCAUUGUCUCUCUUUGUUUUCGGGCUAAGGAGCACGUCCAGACUCUUGAUAGGACCUGGCAGCCUCUCUGACCCUUUGCUUGCCCUUUUUUGCCUUAGACUUCACCGAGGAUAGCUGGGCUUUCAGGAUCCUCUCUGCUGUGCUCUCUCCUCCUGCCCCAACCCACUUUGGAGCCCUUCAGGGAUGCCCAGCAGGAGCCAGGCCCCGUGAACAACUGUUGACAAGGGCUUUGACCAUGUUAAAGAUGGAGCAACUGAGAACCAGAAAGCUCAAGAAACUUGGCAAAGGCAACACAGCUAGAAAGUCGUAGGGCCAGAAUCCAAGAAGCAGGAUUCUUCCCAGGGGAGGGCUGGUAAAUGUUUAAUAACCAGCUCUCUAAAGACAAAAAAAGUACGCAUCCAGUCCUUUAAAAUUGGAUCUGAGUCAUUAAUGUUUUCUCCAUGACUUUCCUAAGGCUAGAUGAUCAACCAAUCAAGCUCCCAUUUGUAGGGUUUGCCCAUUCCUGACGCGUAAAUGUGCACACUGAAAAUUUAGCAGUCGGCUAGAGCUGCUCGAGUCACCUCCAGCAGAUCAACCCUGGUUCAUGGGGGGGGGGUGAGUGGGGACAGUGGAAGACAGGCCAUUCGUUGGUUCCUUCCCAUCUCUUCUUGCUGAACGGCAGGGGAAUGGGGGCACCCUGUGUUCAUGCUGCCUUCCCAAUAAAGUUGGGUAUGUACGAAAGGGUGACAACAUGGCUCUCUGUCAGGGGACUGACUCUGGGGCAACCAUGGGAAGGAGGCCCUAGAAUGUCAGCAGAGAACUCGGGUCCUGAGUCUAACUCUGGCGCUCCGCCCUUUAUGGCCCGCUA
Messenger RNA from Phascolarctos cinereus (koala), 5023 nucleotides. It is a transcript of the gene RAX2, whose product is annotated as retina and anterior neural fold homeobox 2. Gene Ontology annotation, molecular function: RNA polymerase II cis-regulatory region sequence-specific DNA binding; DNA-binding transcription factor activity, RNA polymerase II-specific. Gene Ontology annotation, biological process: positive regulation of transcription by RNA polymerase II. The record is from RefSeq and is a predicted model, not a curated record. NCBI's taxonomy places the organism in Eukaryota, Metazoa, Chordata, Mammalia, Diprotodontia, Phascolarctidae.